This is a messenger RNA of Serpula lacrymans var. lacrymans S7.9, 1128 nucleotides long. RefSeq lists its product as uncharacterized. Gene Ontology annotation, biological process: mRNA splicing, via spliceosome. Lineage: Eukaryota; Fungi; Basidiomycota; Agaricomycetes; Boletales; Serpulaceae. The coding region runs from base 62 to 1006 and encodes 314 amino acids. Gene Ontology annotation, cellular component: catalytic step 2 spliceosome. The transcript is spliced from 6 exons. The record is from RefSeq and is a predicted model, not a curated record. Gene Ontology annotation, molecular function: protein binding.
GCCCCGGUCACCUUGCGGUACUCCGUGUUCAGCUCCGCCUCGUCUCUAUCGCUCACAUAUAAUGGCCCCUUCUCGAGGUCCCCAAUCUCUCGCUCGUAACCUCCACACAACGCUCGACGGUCAUCGGGGACCUGUUCACGUUGUACGAUAUGCCAAAGGAACCUCAAAAUACGUCCUCAGUGGAGGACAGGACCGCACCGUUCGGCUAUGGAACCCACAGCUGGGUACACAAAUCAAAGUUUUCCAAGCGCACGGAUACGAAGUUCUCUCGAUAACUGUGAGCCAUGACAAUGCUAAAUUUGCAUCUUCUGGCGGAGACCGCUCAGUAUUUUUAUGGGACGUCGCGUCAGGGGUAACGACGAGGAGACUUUCUGGUCAUAUGGGCAAAGUACACGUCGUCGAGUUCAAUGCAGACGCGUCUGUCCUUGCUAGCGGUUCAUUUGAUGCUACAGUAAGACUAUGGGACCUUCGCGCUCAACCACGAGCUCCCAUUCAAGUCCUCGAAGAAGCUCGAGAUGCUGUACAAACCAUUCAUAUCGACUCCACUACUAUAAUAGCAGGAUCCAUCGAUGGCCACGUCCGUACUUAUGACCUCCGCAAAGGCGAGCUUCGGUCUGAUUACAUUGGUCAGCCUGUCACGUCGGUAGUGCCAACGGCUGAUGGGACUACAUUACUUGUCACGACGUUAGAUUCGCACAUUCGACUAUUCGACAUGCUCACUGGUAAACUGUUAAAUGACUUUACUGGCCACAAACACGCCUCAUAUCGCUGCCGUGCGUGUUUCGGACACGGUGAAGCAAGUGUUGUGUGUGGAGACGAGGAUGGGCGUAUAUGGGCAUGGGAUUUGGUUGAUGCAGGAAUCCUCCAGCCGAAUCCUCCGCCAAAGGUACACGAAAAGGUUAUAACAUGGACAGAACAUCACCCCACUGACCCCAGUGAAAUGAUUACCGCCAGUGCUGAUGGCACAGUCAAGGUAUGGCGACAUCCUAACUUAAACCCUGAUUAGUAUCAUGCAUUCGUCAUCGUGUCUUCUGCCUCUUGAUAAUCCCUUCAAAAAUUAUUACACCAUGGUGGUCAUUUUCAUGUAGAAAUGUGGUUAUGCAUUUUCUUUUGACUUUCUGGCCCACG